Molecule: messenger RNA, 4312 nt
Organism: Xyrauchen texanus (razorback sucker)
Lineage: Eukaryota; Metazoa; Chordata; Actinopteri; Cypriniformes; Catostomidae
Product: signal peptide peptidase-like 3
Exons: 10
Coding region: 408-1562 (384 amino acids)
Biological process (GO): membrane protein proteolysis
Cellular component (GO): cytoplasmic side of endoplasmic reticulum membrane; Golgi-associated vesicle membrane; lumenal side of endoplasmic reticulum membrane
Molecular function (GO): aspartic endopeptidase activity, intramembrane cleaving
Source: RefSeq, a predicted model, not a curated record
UUCACGCGCAUCGUAUGUUCGCCAUAGAAAACAAAGCUAUCUGUGCGCUUCCAAUACAGCUAACAGGGCAAACACAGUACAGCUCUCUCGGUCUCUAUCUCUCUCUGCAGGUACACACAAGAUGGGUUUGCAGCUCAUCUAAGGGCCUUUGAUCGCGGGCCUGUUCUGACAGUCAGCUGAAGUCGUAUUUUUACGGACCGCUUUUGUUUCUUAGCCACGGCUAGCAGCAAAGCCACAGUCAUUGUCGUUUCUGCUGCGAACUGCCGACGGAAAACACAUCGACAUGUUGUUAUCGGAGCGGGCUUAUUAAAGAAGGCGAAACCGUGUGCUCGUGGAGGAGAUAAUCUCGUCGUUUGAGCCGAACCUGAGUCCUCAACGCCGACUGCCUCACUGCCUGACUUACUGAUAUGGCGGAGCAGAGCUACUCCUGGGCAUACUCUCUGGUGGACUCCAGCCAGGUGUCAACCUUCCUCAUCUCCAUUCUCCUUAUCGUCUAUGGGAGCUUUAGGUCUUUAAAUAUGGACUGUGAGAACCAGGAGAAGGACAAGGAUGGAAACCCCAUCCCCAAUGGCUCAUUUAACAAUGGCAACUCCAACAGUAUUCAGACCAUAGACUCAACACAGGCACUGUUCCUGCCCAUUGGGGCUUCUGUGUCUCUACUCGUCAUGUUUUUCUUCUUCGACUCAGUUCAGGUGGUGUUCACCAUAUGCACUGCAGUUUUAGCGACCAUUGCGUUUGCAUUCCUCCUGCUGCCGAUGUGCCAGUAUCUGACCAGACCCUGCUCUCCACAGAACAAUGGGUCUCAUGUCUCCAGGAUCUCGUUCGGCUGCUGUGGCCGCUUCACGUUGGCGGAGCUUCUCUCUUUCUCUCUCUCUGUCUUGCUGGUUCUCAUCUGGGUGCUGACCGGGCACUGGCUGCUCAUGGACGCUCUUGCCAUGGGUCUCUGUGUGGCCAUGAUUGCCUUUGUGCGACUGCCUAGUCUCAAGGUGUCGUGUUUGCUGCUGUCAGGCCUGCUCAUCUAUGACGUGUUCUGGGUCUUCUUCUCCGCCUACAUCUUUAACAGCAACGUGAUGGUGAAGGUGGCCACGCAGCCUGCUGACAACCCCCUGGACGUUCUCUCGCGCAAACUGCAUCUUGGCUCCGGCAUGGGGCGGGACAUCCCGCGGCUCUCUCUGCCCGGCAAGCUGGUGUUCCCAAGCUCCACUGGCAGCCAUUUCUCCAUGCUGGGCAUUGGCGACAUCGUCAUGCCGGGACUGCUGCUGUGUUUCGUGCUCAGAUACGACAACUAUAAGAAGCAGGCUUCAGGAGAAGUGCCCAAUGUGUCCGGUCGCAUGCAGCGGGUUUCCUACUUCCACUGCACCCUCAUUGGUUACUUUGUUGGUCUGCUGACUGCGACAGUGGCCUCUCGGAUUCACCGUGCAGCUCAGCCUGCCCUCCUUUACUUGGUGCCCUUCACCCUGCUGCCUCUGCUCACCAUGGCCUACCUGAAGGGUGACCUACGGCGCAUGUGGUCCGAGCCCUUCCACACCAAGGCCAGCAGCUCACGUUUCCUGGAGGUAUGAUGCUGCUUUGACCAGCACAGAUUCCCUGCCCUACCCACCCACCAGAGAGAGAGAGACAGAGUUCGGAAGAGAGGAACUUAAAUCGUCUUCUCAUCGUCCCUCAUUCCUGUCGUCAUCCUCCAGCCAGCAGAUGAACAGGCGUACACAGACUUCACUGGCAGAUGGAUUCAAGCGUUCCACACAUCUUCAUAUUCCUCAUUCCUUACAUUCUAUCCAUCCUUUUCCUGAUCCACUACUGUCCAUUCAAAUCAUGUCUUUUUCCUCUACAUCUUUUCUUUCUCAGCUCCAUUCAAUCUUGAAGCUUGUCACUACAUCUUUCUUAAAGGACAGUUCACCCCCCAAAAACAAAUUCUGUCAUCUGUCAACCUGUAUUAGGUUUGGAACAACAUGAGGUUGAGGAAAUUAUGGCAGAAUAAUGCAUUUUGGGUGAACUAUACCUUUAAAUUUCUCUCUCUCUCUCUCCCCCUCUUUCCUUCCUUGCCCAUCACUGCUUCUGUUUUCUGAACUGAACCACACUUUACCGGAUUCUAUGUUCACUGGACGUAACUGGAGCCUCUUUGUGCUCCAAAUGCAUUUCCAUUUUUACCAUUCGGCACCAUUAUGGAUUUACAGACUGGGAUGUUUUUUUUUAUUUACUUCUAUAAACGAACCGUGGACGAGGAACGUCGAUUCCGCCACCAUCAUUGGAUGACGAUGACCCUAUAAGGGACCAGCACACAGGAUAGCGAUAUAUUUUCCCCUUUACUUCGAUCUCUUUCUCUUUCCCCUUCUGAUAAAUCCCCCACCCCGCAUCCAUCCUGCCCCCUUUGCAGAUACAUGUAUUUUAUUUAGAAAGAUUUUAUUCUUGACAUAUACAGAAAUGAUGCAUUAUAAAUUGUGGGGGCGUACAGCUCUAUGUAUAUAUGUGUACACAUGUAUUAAGGGUUAUCAUGUUGCGGUGCAAGUGUGCGUGUACGUGUGAAUGAGGGCAAAAAUGUGUUUAAAGAGGAACUAUGUCAUUUUUCUGUGUUUUUAGAUCUCGAUGGAGCCGUAGCUGAAUGAAAUGACAAAGGCAAAUGAGGGGAAAUUUUUUAUUUUUGGGGGGGUUCUUUAAAUCCACAUAGGUCACUUUUUUUUGCCUACACAUCCUUGUCCAUAUGACACAGUGGGAGGGCUGUUUGCAUGGUUCGAACAGGCCAAUCUGUGCACAGCUGGACCAUUUAAGAGGAGUGUAUGUGUGUUUGUUUGAGAUUGUGUAGAUGUAUGAAUGUAUGACGUUACGUCUAUAGGGGUCUGGAUGGGCUAUUAAUGGCACAAGUUAAAAUUCUGUCAACAUUUGUUCAUCAAAUUGUUUCAAACCUAAAUGAAUUUAAAAAAAAAAUAAAUUACUUCUGUGGAACACAAAAGGCAAUCUUUGACUAAAUGUAAGUAUCUGUCACAUUCUCUUUUGUUGCAUUUUUUUUUUAUGCACUGAAAGUGAACGAAUAGUGACUGAGACUUAAGUUCUCUUGUUUUCCACAGAAGUCAUACAGGCCUGGAACGCCAGUAGGAUGAGAAAAAGAUUCUCACCAAAUCUGUCUAGAAAAUGUCCUGAUUAAAUAUGAUCUUGAGAAUCAUCAGUUCCAUGAGAAUCAUCCGGUUAAUGAUGACAGAAUUUUUUGGGUGAUCUAUCUCUUUAAAUAAGAGCUCUAUCACCCCACUUGAGGAAAAUUUUAAAGGAUUGUACUAAAAUCAUUGGACCCUAGUUAUUUAAUCAAGCCCAUGAAUUUUUUUUCCCACUAGUAUUUUGUUAUUUCAAGCAUAUAUAUAUAUAUAUAUAUAUAUAUAUAUGCAUAUACAUGCUAUAUAAAAAAAAAAUAAUAAUUUUGUUGUAGUCAUUCCUCCCACACAAUUGGAUCCAUAAUAGAUUAAAACUGAAACUGAUGGUGUGUGUCCAGUGGGGUUGAAUGAGUGCGUGUGUGUGCAAUGUUGUAGAAAAUAAUGCAUUUUGCUGGCUUCGUCUGUUGAGAUUUGCUUUUUUUUUUUUUUUUUUUUACCUGAUGUUACCUGUUUUUUAAUCUGUUAGUUGUCUGGCCUUGCAUGUCAAUUGUACAGCGUGUCAUUCUUCAAAGCUGCGUUUCCAGGGAAACGGUGGUAGUGCGACACUCUGAAACUCUGAAACGCAGACUCGUGAACGAAGAGUCUCGCACAAGAUAAUUAAUAAAACGAGAGAGAGAGGCAGAGGGGCAACAAGACUGAACCACUUUGCCCCUCAGCCCCACUUUUGGACAAACAUUGGCAAUGCGUUGCCUAAAUAUUCAGUAUGAACGUUUGCCUGAUGGCAGUGGGACACGGUUAAACUGAGCAUCAUGGACAUAAAUCCAACACACUGUCCCUCUGCCACCCUUAUAGACAUUACAACAAAAAAAAGAGAACCAUUUAAAUGACGAUCAUGAUGAUUGCAUUGAAAUAAACAAAAGGGGGUUUUUUUAAUGGAAGAUUGCUUUUUUUUUGUUUUGUUUCAAACCAUUAUCUGUCAUUUUCCCCCACUUUUCCCCUAAUGCUGUCGAUUUUCAUUUUGUACUACUUUUUAUUUUUUUCAUUGUCCUCCCUGCCCGCAGAGGGCGCUAAGCUCUGUUGGGCUCAACAUUAACAGCCAAAAGGAUUCUGUAUACAAAUUUGAAUAAAUAAAGUGUAGUGAAACGUUGAUCCAAAUGAGUUGUACUGAACACAUUUCAGCUCUCCUAAACUUCCCUUCUCUUGUCAGGAUUCUGCUGUAAAUAAAACAUGAC